This is a messenger RNA of Cryphonectria parasitica EP155, 1431 nucleotides long. Its product is annotated as family 1 glycoside hydrolase. Gene Ontology annotation, molecular function: beta-glucosidase activity. NCBI's taxonomy places the organism in Eukaryota, Fungi, Ascomycota, Sordariomycetes, Diaporthales, Cryphonectriaceae. The transcript is spliced from 3 exons. The record is from RefSeq and is a predicted model, not a curated record. Bases 1 to 1431 code for a protein of 476 amino acids. Gene Ontology annotation, biological process: carbohydrate metabolic process.
AUGUCUCUACCAUCAGACUUCAAGUGGGGCUUUGCCACGGCGUCCUACCAGGUCGAAGGCUCUACCGACAAGGACGGCCGCGGCCCCUCCAUCUGGGACACCUUCUGUGCGAUCCCGGGCAAGAUCGCCGACGGGUCCAGCGGGGCGGUGGCCUGCGACAGCUACAACCGCACGGGCGAGGACAUUGCGCUGCUCAAGUCGCUCGGGGCGACGGCGUACCGGUUCUCGCUGUCGUGGUCGCGCAUCAUCCCGCUGGGCGGGCGCGACGACCCGGUCAACCAAAAGGGGCUGGACCACUACAGGCGCUUCACCAACGACCUGCUGGCGGCGGGCAUCGAGCCCUUCAUCACGCUGUACCACUGGGACCUGCCCGACGAGCUGGACCGGCGGUACGGCGGCCUGCUGAACCGCACCGAGUUCCCGCUCGACUUUGCCCGGUACGCGCGCGUCGUCUUCGAGGGCAUCCCGCAGUGCAAGCACUGGAUCACCUUCAACGAGCCCUGGUGCAGCUCCAUCCUGGGCUACUCGACGGGCUACUUCGCGCCGGGCCGGUGCAGCGACCGAAACAAGUCGGCCGAGGGCGACUCGUCGCGCGAGCCGUGGCUGGUGGGGCACAACCUCCUCGUGGCGCACGGGCGGGCCGUCAAGGUGUACCGCGACGAGUUCAAGGCGCGCGACGGCGGCGAGAUCGGCAUCACGCUCAACGGCGACGCGACCUACCCCUGGGACCCAGAGGACCCGGCCGACGUCGAGGCCAGCGACCGCAAGAUCGAGUUCGCCAUCAGCUGGUUCGCCGACCCCAUCUACUUUGGCCACUACCCGGCGUCGAUGCAGAAGCAGCUCGGCGACAGGCUGCCCACCUGGACCGACGAGGAGGUGGCCCUGGUCAAAGGGAGCAACGACUUUUACGGCAUGAACCACUACACGGCCAACUACAUCCGCCACAAGAAGACCCCGCCCGCCGCCGAUGACUUUCUCGGCAACCUCGAGACGCUCUUCUACAGUAAAGCCGGCGAGUGUAUCGGCCCCGAGACCCAGAGCUUCUGGCUGCGGCCUAACCCGCGGGGGUUCCGCGAGCUGCUGGUCUGGCUGUCGAAACGCUAUGGCUACCCCAAGAUGUAUGUCACGGAGAACGGCACCAGCCUCAAGGGCGAGAACGACAUGCAGCUGGCCCAGAUCGUCGAGGAUGACUUCCGUGUCGAGUACUUUGAUGGCUAUGUCCGUGCCAUGGCGCAGGCCUCGCAGGAGGAUGGGGUCAAUGUGCGUGGGUACUUGGCCUGGUCGCUGAUGGACAAUUUCGAGUGGGCUGAGGGUUAUGAGACAAGAUUUGGUGUCACGUUUGUGGAUUACGAAAACGAUCAGAAGCGAUACCCCAAGAAGAGCGCCAAGAGCCUCAAGCCGCUGUUUGACAGCCUCAUCCAAAAGAGCUGA